Molecule: messenger RNA, 2471 nt
Organism: Oryza brachyantha (malo sina)
Lineage: Eukaryota; Viridiplantae; Streptophyta; Magnoliopsida; Poales; Poaceae
Product: probable apyrase 7
Exons: 3
Coding region: 249-2351 (700 amino acids)
Biological process (GO): nucleoside diphosphate catabolic process
Cellular component (GO): membrane
Molecular function (GO): nucleoside diphosphate phosphatase activity
Source: RefSeq, a predicted model, not a curated record
ACGCCCGCCCGCCCGCCCGCACGCAAUCGCCGCGCUCCGCCUACCCGCCGGAGUCGGCGAUUGAGGGACCUCAAGGGCCGGCCCGCCGCGACGGGUAGAUACUGUAUAAAGCCGUCACUGGAUUAAUUUACUCAGUGGUUAUUUAUGCUUCAUACUUAUGACUUCUGCUUGCCAAGAUUCCCACUGCUUAUUUCCCCUUACCAGUGAGAUCUUAUAAUAAUUGCCACCCUGACUGCAAAGAAGCAGCUAUGCGGCUUUCUUCCUCACUUCAAGAUUUGCCAACCUUCUCAAGAAUUGAUGCUUUAGAAAGGGGCUCUAGUACUGGUGGCGAGUUGAACUCAGGGCGUGCAAAACCUAUCCGCACACUUCAAAGAGAUGGCGCUCUUGCAAGCUUUUCAAAAGAGAAAACACCCCCCUCAUCACCAACAAAUCGAAAGAAAUGCAUGAGAGCUGCUGGUUGUGCUAUUGCUUUGUUCAUUUUGGUGUUCUUAGUAUAUGCUUCUUUGAGAUAUUUCCAUGUCUUCCUCUCGGAAGGAAGCCCCGAAUAUUAUGUUAUUCUUGAUUGUGGAAGCACAGGGACAAGAGUGCAUGUUUACGAAUGGUCUGUUAACCAUGACGAUGGGAGUACAUUUCCUAUUGCUUUGAAACCCUUAGGAAAUGCUCCUAAGAAAAAAUCUGGUAAAUUAACUGGGCGAGCUUAUCAAAGAAUGGAGACUGAGCCUGGGUUGAACAAACUUGUUCACAAUGAGACUGGAUUAAAGAUGACAAUAGAGCCCCUCCUUCGUAUGGCUGAGAAGUUGAUUCCUCGACGUGCACACAAACACACACCUGCUUUCCUAUAUGCCACAGCGGGUGUCCGCAAGCUACCAAGUGCAGACUCUGAGUGGCUUCUGGACAAGGCGUGGGAUAUUCUGAAAAAUUCAUCGUUUCUGUGUUAUAGAGACAGAGUCAAGAUCAUCAGUGGCAUGGAUGAAGCUUAUUAUGGAUGGAUAGCUCUUAACCAUCACUUGAAUAUGCUUGGCACCUCAUCUUCAAAAAUGACAUAUGGCUCACUUGAUUUAGGUGGAUCAUCAUUACAGGUGACAUUCGAGACUGAUAAUUCCAUUCAGGAUGAAACAAGUAUGAGCCUAAGGAUUGGUUCUGUCAGUCAUCAGCUUAGUGCUUAUUCUCUGUCUGGUUAUGGGUUAAAUGAUGCAUUUGACAAAUCUGUUGCACAUCUUGUGAAGAAGUUGGGAGGGGCAGCUGGCAAUGGUAAAGUUCAGGUUAAGCAUCCUUGUCUACAAACGGGAUACAAAGAAGAUUACAUUUGUUCUUACUGCGACCCGCUCAAACUAGAUGGAAGUCCCACUGUUGGAGGGAAGACAACAGGCAAAGAAAAGCAGGGAGUGGCGGUUGAACUGAUUGGAACACCUCAGUGGAACGAAUGUAGUGCCCUUGCAAAAUUAACUGUGAAUCUUUCUGAGUGGUCCAACGCAAGCUCCGUUGACUGCAACACUAAACCUUGUGCUCUUCCUAGUACCUUCCCGCAACCACAUGGGCAGUUUUAUGCUAUGUCUGGUUUCUAUGUGGUUUUUAAGUUUUUCAAUUUGACUGCCGAUGCCACUCUCGUUGAUGUUCUAAAAAGAGGCCAGGAUUUUUGUGAAAAACCAUGGAUGAUUGCAAAGAGUAGUGUUCCGCCACAACCUUUUAUAGAACAGUAUUGUUUCAGGGCUCCUUAUAUUACAGCACUUCUGAGAGAGGGGCUGCAGAUCAAAGAUAACCAGGUGAUAAUUGGCUCUGGUAGUAUAACUUGGACUCUUGGGGUUGCUUUGUUAGAGGCUGGACAGGCAUUGUCUAGACGAACUGAUAUUCAAGGAAUACUUCACCGGGAGAUAAAUCCAAAUAUUAUUAUCGUGUUGUUUCUGAUUUCAAUUGUGUUGGUCAUAUGUGCCAUAUUAUGUGUCAGCAAUUCAAUCCCAAGAUCAUUCCGCAAAUCUUAUCUGCCAAUUUUUAGGCAGAAUAGUGCAGGCAGUCCUGUGCUUGGCAUGGGAUCACCUUUUAGAUUUCAUCUAUGGAGCCAUAUUUCUUCAGGUGAUGCAAGAACAAAGACACCGUUGAGUCCUACUGUUGCUGGGUCAGAGCCCCAUCCGUUCAGCAUGAGCCAUGGAUUAGGAGGCAGCAGUGUCCAGCUUAUGGAGUCCUCCAGGCAGUCGUUAGGCGUCUAUCACAGCUAUUCAGUUGGAAGCUUAGGUCAGAUGCAGUUUUCUAGUGGAAUGUGGAAACCAGGUCAAACGACACUUCAAAGUCGGAGAUCCCAAUCAAGAGAAGAUCUCACUUCUUCGUUAGCUGAUCUUCAUCUUCCAAAGGUGUAGCCUUACAUUUCAGAAUGACAUGACUAGUAUGAGAAUACCAUUCCAUAACAAACUUUGUGUAAAUAAUAGCUCCAGACCGUUUGAUUUCUUCUCUAAUCAAAAGUCAAUUUUGUCGGUAUA